UGCGCCGCUAAGCCGCACAAGAGCUCCAGUGUGACACGCGCAAGGGGGACUGAAGAGAGCCAAGCAGACGAUGGAAAGCAUUCACCUCUUCCUGUACACCUUCCUCGUGUCUCACUACUUGUGGAGCGUCGUCUUCAUCUUGUGGCUCUCCGUGAGCGGGACGCCCACGGAGCUCAGCAACUAUGGCUUACCUCAUUGAAGUUGGCGAGCACGAGCGCGGAGACUCGCGUCCGAAUCGUUAUGGACUCUUGUGAAAUUCCUGCGCUUCCUCUUCUGCGAGCCCAAGCAGGAUUUCCGCAGGAUAUCUAUUUCACAUAACGCUCGAGCCUGAAAUGCAUCAAGUUUUGGUAAUCACGGCGGAAGGUUUUGUUUGAAUAGUGCGUGCGUAAACGCAUUAUUAUUAUUAUUAUUAUUAUUUUUAUUUAUUUAUUUAUUUUUUUGCUUGCGCAUGCUUACUUUUUUGGGACUCGGUAGUCAAUCGAUAAGGUCCAGUCUUGCCAAGUGAACUUUGCGCACAAGUCCGCCAUGGCUUUACCAGACAGCGGCAUAUCCGCAGAGGAAGUUCCCUUCCCGGAGAUCGUAGAGCUGAAUGUCGGCGGUCAGGUGUACAUAACCCGCUACUCCACGCUCACAAGUGUGCCAGACUCCCUUUUGUACGAGAUGUUCAGCCGCAAGUCGGCCAAAGGACUGGCCAGGGACACCAAAGGGCGUUUCUUCGUGGACCGGGAUGGCUUCCUUUUCCGCUACAUCCUGGACUACAUGCGGGACCAGCAUCUGGUCCUUCCCGACCACUUUCCCGAGCGCGGGCGUCUGCAGCGGGAGGCCGAGUUCUUCAAUCUGCCCGAGCUCGUCAAGCAACUGGCGCCCAAAAUAAGCAAGCAGAACUCGUUGGGAGACGACGGGUGUCAGAGCGACCCGGAGGACUCCUCGCCCGGGGCGGACGCCGCCCGGAAUCUGGGGUCGCUCGGCGCGGCGGCGGCCUGCGCCGGCCUCGCACCCCACUCGAUGGAUGGGAAGAAAUCCGGCUUCGUCACCAUUGGCUACCGCGGCUCGUACACCCUUGGCCGCGACAGCCACACCGAUGCCAAAUUCCGUCGGGUGGCCCGGAUCAUGGUCUGCGGGAAGACGUCCCUGGCCAAAGAGGUCUUCGGGGAGACCCUGAACGAGAGCCGCGACCCCGAUCGCCCGCCGGAGCGCUACACGUCCCGCUACUAUCUCAAGUUCACCUUCCUGGAGCAGGCCUUCGACAAGCUGGCCGACGCCGGCUUCCACAUGGUGGCCUGUAACUCCACGGGAACCUGCGCCUUUGCCCACGAGCAGACGGACGACAAGAUCUGGACCAGCUACACUGAAUAUGUGUUCCACCGUGGUUCAUCGGUGAUUCCCAAAGCCAACACAACUUCAGAUUUCCGCAUUCUCCCUGAAGUGGCCCCAACCAAACCUCAGGCUGAGUCGGCUUCAGUGGAACCCAGCAGCAACAGCAGCACAAGCUUUGGUGGUCGAACCCAAAGCCUCCCAGAAAGUAGCAGCAUCCCAUCACCGGACGUACAGCCACGACCCCUUAACUCCCCCCCUCCUCCCCUCACACCUCCACUUCCUUCUCCUCCAUCAAUUCCCCUGAGAAGCCCUGAACUCCCCCCUCACCCCCCUCAUGUCCCAACCCAGCCGCUGCCCUCAACCAAACCUUGCCCUAUCCCCAGUCCUCCCUCGACUCCGCCUCCCUUCGAGAGCACCCAGCACCCAACCAACCUCAUCCUAAAGACGCUGCCCCGGCUCACUCCGCGAGAGAACGGAGGUCCCCUUACUGUUGUGAACGAAGAUGAGGAGGAGAGAAAGAUGCUGGAGGAGGAUCUAAAGAAAUGCAUUGAUGACUUCAAAAAGAUCCGCAUGCCCAAAGUGUUUCCAGAUCGUAAGAGGCACUGGCAAAAUGACUUGCUCAAGAAGUACAAUGCAUAGUGUGCAUCUGUUUAAACAUGCCCAUGUUAUACCAAUGAACAGUAGAGUCCACAGUAUUUCCAUGGUGCUUGUAUCCACAUUUUGUGACCGCUGUUGACAAGUUUCCUCAAGCUCUACAAUUAGAUGCCAUCAGCAAUGCAAUUCACUGAGCAGAGUGCUUAGCCCUCAGCUAGUUUACAUGUUAGCAAUAACCAAGUUUGCAGGCAUUUGUGUUCAAACAUAUUAAAUAUUUUCAACAGUACAGUACAUCAUUGAUAAUGUGAUGCUCUUAUUUUUAAAUUUGCUCUUGACACUACGACAUUGUCAAUAACAAGUUAUGGGUGGGUCGCUACUAUUCAAAUUUGCAAGAAAGACAUUUAAACCCUCAAUGGAUUAAAAUGGGACUCUAAAGAACAGGGGUGGGUAAAGAAUAGCCUGCUCUGUUCUUUAUUUGUUGCAGUUAUUUAUUUUUUUCUUUACAGUGGUAAAUUAAAAUAUAUUUUUUAUUAUUUUAUUACAUUAAAUAAUUGGUUAAUUUACUUAUUGUAAAUAAUCAAAUCAAAAUCUAUAAUUGGUUAAUUUAUUUAUUGUGAAUAAAAUAAAAAUUCUAAAAUAACCAAUUUUACAUCUACGUGUAUAUUAAGAAAUAUUUAUUCGUUUAUUCUUUUUCCGUACCGCAUAUCCUCACUAGGGUCGCGGGAGUGCUGGAGCCUAUCACAGCUAACUUCGGGCAAGAGGUGGGGUACACCCUGAACUGGUUGUCAACCAAUCGCGGGGCACAUACAAAAACAAACAACCAUUCGCAUUCACAUUUACACCUACAGGCAAUUUAGAGUCUUCAAUUAACGUACCAUAAAUGUUUUUGGGAUGUGGGAGGAAACCGGAGUACCUGGAGAAAACCCACACAAACACGGGGAGAACAUGCAAACUCCACACAGGUGGGGGCGGGAUUUGAACCCCAGUCCUCUGAACUGUGAGGCAGAUGUGCUAACCAGUCGGUCACCGUGCUGCCGACAAGUUAGGUAGAUGUUUUACUUAAGUUAACAUGCAUGUUUCUGGAAUGGAGGAAGCUAGAAUACACGGAGAAGACCCACACAAGCACGGGGAGAAAAUGCAAACUCCACACAGGAUAGCCACAGCCAUGCGAUAAAUAUAUUUGUAAAAAUACUUUCACAGGGACUCAAUGCAAGAAAACAAGAUGAUUAAAAGGAGAGAGGACGUGACCAACCAAAUCCUCAAAUUUGAUAGAACAUGCAGGAGGACGACUCACAAGAAAUGUACAUGCUUGGAGAAAAAACUGAUAAAAGUAUAUGUCUGAGCACUGAAAUUCCUGUUGAUAAUCAUCCAAAAUAUCAAAGUCCGUCAAUGUUGAGUUCAAAGCUUUUUCACUCUGCACUGCUUGUGAUUAAAAAGCUAAGCCGU
Messenger RNA from Phyllopteryx taeniolatus (common seadragon), 3357 nucleotides. It is a transcript of the gene kctd12b, whose product is annotated as potassium channel tetramerisation domain containing 12b. The record is from RefSeq and is a predicted model, not a curated record. NCBI's taxonomy places the organism in Eukaryota, Metazoa, Chordata, Actinopteri, Syngnathiformes, Syngnathidae. The transcript has 2 exons. Gene Ontology annotation, molecular function: protein binding. The coding region runs from base 526 to 1956 and encodes 476 amino acids. Gene Ontology annotation, biological process: regulation of G protein-coupled receptor signaling pathway; protein homooligomerization.